Messenger RNA from Perkinsus marinus ATCC 50983, 1338 nucleotides. RefSeq lists its product as hypothetical. Bases 13 to 1338 code for a protein of 441 amino acids. The transcript is spliced from 9 exons. Lineage: Eukaryota; Perkinsozoa; Perkinsida; Perkinsidae. The record is from RefSeq and is a predicted model, not a curated record.
UUCUCCACCUUUAUGUCGGAGCUCCGACCUGAUCCGAAUAUCUGCUUCUCGGCAGCUAUCGAUUCGGCCCUGCAAGGAGCCCUACAGGACUCGUUGAAGCACUUGGAGCCUCUGACCCCAGCCCUUGAUAUGGACACCCUCAGGCGGAUACUGGACGUCUACUAUCAUUGUCAUACUGCGAGUCGAGACGCUGUCCGAAAGACUGAGUUCAUUCGACAUCUUCACGCCAAGCCGUCGCUAUCUAAGGCCUUGCACAUGAACCCAAUGAUGCGGGGGAGCUCGGAUGGCGAUUCGGAACCAUGGGCGUACAUAAUGCCCGAGCUGGCUGCCAUCCUAGGUGAUGUCGUUACUUGGGCUGAUGUCCUUAAGGCUGUUCAUCAUCGGAUUUCAAAGCCACGUGCUCCCACUGAGGACAGCUCGGGGGCUCACGAGCGGAUUGAGUCGCCCCCUCCCGCUGCCGCCUAUGUUGCCGAAGAAUACAGGUCUCCGGGACCCUCAAGGGAAGAUGAUAGCCCUUCCGCUGUUCAUAGGCCGAGCUCAGCAUACUCGGACUCGGUGUCUGGUGUUCAUCCCUUCUUACGGGACACUAUAGAACCGGCAGUUGCAAGUGCCUUUGCAGCGGCAACCAGUGCAUCGUUGCUAAGUCGCCAGGGCAUGAGAGAGGAGGACUAUGUGCCGCCUAUCGACAUGCCACCACGACAUUUCACGACUCCCAGUAGUGGAGAGGUGGCCGCACGUGAAGCCACAGAAGGGAAGAACGUCUAUGAGCUUCUCUUGGAGGAGACUAAGGAAGAGGUCUCGAGGGGAAGGAGCCCCACGGUGGUCUCUGAGAGGGCGUCGACUAUUCGAGCUCGGAAAAUACGAGCUUCUCAUUUGAGACCUCAUUCGGCGACUAGCACUACGAGGACGACAGUGCCAGUGGGACCCUCGUUGCUACAACGAGAAGCCGUCAAGUCACAUACUAAGUUGCUUGCUAGUCUCAAGAACAACGAGGAGGAGCCUCCAGCGAAGAGCUCGAGGAGCGCAUCGUUCAAGGCUAGGAAGCUUCCGAGGGAACGGACAGUUGCCGCUGGAGGGGCUCCGGGUACCUUCGCGCCGAUAGUGGUGGGGAGCCACCAGGUAGUAGUCUACGCCGCUGUUAUGCGACGCUCGCCCAGUGCCCUGGGUGGUCUCAGCACCACUGUACAAGUCUAUGAUGUCGAGCAAGGCACGACUCAGGUCUCAGAGGCGAGCAGAGCGAGAGGUGAGGAUGGGAAGUACACUCCUCGUGUGCGUGCAUCACUGGCAUUGGCUCAGACUAUUCAGCUCGAGGACUGUAGCUGGCAGCAGUGUGGGUAG